AUGGAAGAUGAGAAGGAUGAACUACUUCCUCCAAAGACUGGCAUAACAAAGCCUGCAAAAGAAGAACCAGAACUGACCUCUAAGGAGUUGAAAGAGAAGGAAAAGAAAGCAAGUCCUUCCAAAGAAAGGGCAGUAUCAAAGCAGCCCUCUGAAGAAAAACAUGAACCAAAGAAACCUUCCAAAGAUGAAAAAGAACCGACAAAACUGUCUAGAAAGGCAGAAGAAGAACCAAAGAAGCUCUCUAAGGACAAAAAAAAGAAACCAGCCAAAGAAAAGAAAGAGGUCAAGAUUAUUCUCAAAGAAGAACCAACAAAGCCCUCAAGAGAAAUCAAGAGGCCACUUCAAGACAAAGAACCCUUCAAGAAGGGAGAUAGUAAGACAGUGGCCGCACCCAAGGACUCCAAGAAGGAAGCAAAGGAAAAAAUCACAACUAAACCUGUAAAACCAGACGCUGAACCCAAAAGGUCUGUGAGAGGGAUCAAAGUAGUCAAAAAGGCUGUUGCGUCUCUCUUGAAGAAGGAACAUCUUAAUGUUACAAAAGCUGAAGUACCUAAAGUGAAAGCCAAACCAGAACCUGCAAAGAAAGCAGUGUCACUCCCCAAGGAACCUAAAAAGGAGCCAAAGGAAAAAGUCAAACCUAAACCUGUAGUAAAAGACGCUGAACCCAAAAAGGCUGAAAAGGUGACUAAAGUAGUCAAAAAGGCUGUUGCAUCUCUCUUGAAGAAGGAGCAUCUUAAUGUAACAAAAGCAGCGGUUCCUGAAGUACCUAAAGUGAAAGCCAAACCAGAGCCUGCAAAGAAAGCAGUGUCACUUCCCAAGGAACCUAAGAAGGAGCCAAAGGAAAAAGUCAAACCUAAACCUGUAGUAAAAGACGCUGAACCCAAAAAGGCUGAAAAGGUGACUAAAGCAGUCAAAAAGGCUGUUGCAUCUCUCUUGAAGAAGGAGCAUCUUAAUGUAACAAAAGCAGCGGUUCCUGAAGUACCUAAAGUGAAAGCAAAGCCAGAACCUGCAAAGAAAGCAGUGGAACUUCCCAAGGAACCUAAGAAGGAGCCAAAGGAAACAGUCAAACCUAAACCUGUAGUAAAAGACGCUGAACCCAAAAAGGCUGAAAAGGUGACUAAAGUAGUCAAAAAGGCUGUUGCAUCUCUCUUGAAGAAGGAGCAUCUUAAUGUAACAAAAGCAGCGGUUCCUGAAGUACCUAAAGUGAAAGCAAAGCCAGAACCUGCAAAGAAAGCAGCGGCACUUCCCAAGGAACCUAAGAAGGAGCCAAAGGAAACAGUCAAACCUAAACCUGUAGUAAAAGACGCUGAACCCAAAAAGGCUGAAAAGGUGACUAAAGCAGUCAAAAAGGCUGUUGCAUCUCUCUUGAAGAAGGAGCAUCUUAAUGUAACAAAAGCAGCGGUUCCUGAAGUACCUAAAGUGAAAGCCAAACCAGAACCUGCAAAGAAAGCAGUGUCACUUCCCAAGGAACCUAAGAAGGAGCCAAAGGAAAAAGUCAAACCUAAACCUGUAGUAAAAGACGCUGAACUCAUAAAGACUGAAAAGGUGACUAAAGUUGUCAAGAAAGAGGUUGCACCUGUCCUGAAGAAAGAACAGCUUAGAGUUACAAAAGCAGACGCUGAACCCAAAAAGGCUGAAAAGGUGACUAAAGCAGUCAAAAAGGCUGUUGCAUCUCUCUUGAAGAAGGAGCAUCUUAAUGUAACAAAAGCAGCGGUUCCUGAAGUACCUAAAGUGAAAGCAAAGCCAGAACCUGCAAAGAAAGCAGUGUCACUUCCCAAGGAACCUAAGAAGGAGCCAAAGGAAAAAGUCAAACCUAAACCUGUAGUAAAAGACGCUGAACCCAAAAAGACUGAAAAGGUGACUAAAGUUGUCAAGAAAGAGGUUGCACCUGUCCUGAAGAAGGAACACCUUAACGCAACAAAAGCAGAGGUUCCUGAAGUACCUAAGGUGAAAGCUAAAGCAGAACCUGAAAAGAAAGCAGUGUCACUCCCCAAGGAACCUAAGAAGGAGCCAAAGGAAAAAGUCAAACCCAAACCUGUAGUAAAAGAGGUUCCUGAAGUUCCUAAGGUGAAAGCCAAAGCAGUAACUGAGAAGAUAGCUACCAAGGAGCCCAAGAAGGAACCAAAGGAAAAAGUCAAAUCUGUUAAACCAGAAGCUCCAAAGGAAAAGGCCAAAGCAGCCCCUGCUAAGAAAGAAGUUAUUGCUCCCAAAGAAAAGUCCAAACCAGUCAUCUUGAAAAAAGAACAAGAGGGCACUCCUAAAAAUGCCUCUUUGGUGAAACAGAGAGUCAAAAUUGUGCCUAUGAAAAAAGAAGUGAAGGCACCUAAAGAGAAAGUCAAGUCUGUCUCUCCGGCAACAAAAACAGUGGUUUCAAAAGAGGAGCCCAAAUCAGCUCCUGCAAAGACAGGACCUGCUCCACUAAAGACAAAACCAGCCUCAGUGGUCAAAGCAGAGUUAGCGCACAAAAAUGUCUCAAUAACAAAGGAGAAGGCAAAGGCUGUGACGCUGAAGAAAGUGCCUGUAACUCCAAAAGAGAAAGCCAAGCCAGCACCAACAAAAAAAGAAGUUGAGGUUCUCAAGGAGAAGAAGGCCACGCAAGUGACCCCCACAAAAGCACCUGUUAUCAAACCAAAACCUGCAGAAAAGAAGAAAGAACCGGAAGCCAAGGCAGUUCUUUCCAAAACAGCACCUGAGGUUACAAUGGAGACACCUAAACCAGCUCACGAGAAGAAAGCUCCUUCUGAAUCAAAGGCAGCAACAAAGAAGGAAUCCCUUCAAAAGAGAAAAGAGCCCAAAGUGCCAAAGGACAAAGUGAAACCAGCUGUUAGUAAAGCAUUAGUAAGGAAAAGGGCCAAACCAGUCCAUGUAAAGAGAGAACUGGAGGUUUCUAAAGAAAUGGAGAAACUUGCUGAAUUGGAGAAAGCCAUUGCUAGGGAAAAGUCCAGAGCACUGCGUUUGAGGAAAGAGCUUGACCUUUUAAAAGAACAAGUCAAACCCACUGCAACAGAGAAAGAAGACAGAGUUCGUAAAGAAAAAACAGAGCCUGUAAAGAAAGAAAAAACUGUGACGAAGAAGGCCGCCAAAGUAGAGAAAGCUAAAGAGGACAGAGUUCUUAAAGAGAUACAGGAGCCCGCAAAGAAAGAAAAAGCUGCUGAGAAGAAAGUGGCCAAGGAGGAGAAAAUCAAAGCCGAGGCUUCUGUAUCAGACAGCUUUCAGAUGGAAGAAGAGCCCUACUUCCAGUGUUUCUUCGUGGACGAGGAAGAGGCCCAGUUUCCUUUCUACGCCUUCUCACCGAUGCAGAUUUGACACUUCAGUCUGUAGCCAGUCUGAGGUUUACAAUUUAGUCAAUUUUACUGAUAAAGACAAGGUCACGUCAAGCCCUGCCCGGCGCUGCUGAAACGCAGACUGCUGUUUCCUGCUGGUCUUCAGAGGAAAACCCUGAACCGCAGAGGAUGACGAGGGAUUUUUUUUACGAUGGACCUACUUUUUUAUACUUCCAGAUUUGGUUGAGCUCUCUUUCCAAAUACAUGCAGCCAGUGUCAUUCCUUUCCAUUUUUAUUUUGAUUUAUUGUUUAUUUUGUGUUGAAUUGUUUUGAAAGGUGGAUAUCAUGAUGGAACAAUAUAGUUUAUUACCUCCGUGGAUCAUUCAUUUAGAUCCUCACAGCAACACAAGCAAAAAACAAUAAAAUUGUGACUUUUUUAAAGAAGGAACGUAGUGCUGUACACAGGGUACAAACAAGGCCACAGUUGCAGAUUCAAGGGUUCAAUUCCCACAUUUACUUGAAAAGUGGUUUGUACAGUAAUCAUGCUUUUUAUGCACCGUCAUUGUCCUUUUCCCUCUCUGCAUUUUAGAUAGCGGGUCUUUAAUGCGCAACCUUUUUGCUUUUAGGCCCUGGAAUAGGCAAUUGGCCAUUUCUAUUGUUUGAGCAUAAUUCCAUAAUUCAUGAUAUUUAUGAUCUUUUCUGUUAUUUAAAAAAGAAAACAUAUUCCUCUACCUUUUUUUUCUGUUUCUGUCUCCUAUGUCUACUAUGUGUCAAAAGGAAUGACCAUGCACUGUUUAUGAGAGCUCCCAAAUGUACUGAGGAAAAACUACCUACUAAGUCUUAUUAAACUACCACCAUGUGCACACAGCUCUAAAAACAAGCCAUGCCUAGUCAGGAUGAGGUUAGACUUAUUAUCAGGUAAAGCAUUCAUUUAGUAGUUGGAUGUUAUGUUAGCAAGUUCUUGUUUUUUCCAGCUGCUCACUGUUCAAAUACUUUUACUUAUGGCAUUUUAAUUUGAUGCAAGAUGUUUUACAAGCUGGAACAUUAAAAGUAGGGAACAUGUGAGGAUUUAUUUUGUCAGUCAAAAAGGAUGUGGCGAUUCCUUGACCAAAAACGCACUGACUAUUGGUUCAUUGUCUGUGUGCACAACAUAGAAACAUGAUAUAUAUUUAGCAACCUUUUGAACAGGUGCUUAUUAAACAUUAUGCUAGCAUAAUCGUUUCAAGUCUUUGAAAGUAUCAUCAUAUUUUAUGUAUUUAACAUAAAAUGAUAUUAUUGCAUAUCUGAUGCUGUUGCAUCCCAUGCACUGUGCUAAACACAGGAUUCAUAUUAUAAUUUAUGAAUAUCUUGUGCAUGUGAGGAACAGUUUGGGUUAUGAUUUAGGAUUGAUAUUAAGUCACGUAUUAGAAGUCUCUGAAGAAGAAGAAGAUGAUGACAAGACAGCUGCAAGUCUCUGCUAUCCUCCAGGUUUUUUUGCCAACCUGAAAUGCUUGUUAAUGUGGUUACGAUGAAGUUUAGCAUAGCAAAGUUAACAUUUACAUUUUUGAAAUACACUCUUAAUUGAGGCAGAUGGCAUAACAUGUUUGUGCAGUUGAUCUCAGAUGUAAACGGGUACAUUGUUUUUCAGCGUGCACCAGAUGUUGUUUACAUACGGCUCUAUACAUUUUGUUGAAAAUGCCGUCAUCACAGCUUGUGGGACUAAUCCCAAGUUUAAUCAAAAGUAAAUCUAAUUAUCUUUUAUUUAUUAGAAUAAUCACAGUCUCUAUUAUGGUGCACCCUCUGCAGCUCCCAGUGAGCUCAAGGCUCCAGUAACUGUACUGUAACAGCUGGAGUUUUGUGGUGAUGAUCAUCUGAUGUUUUAGGUUUAGAUGUUGUUACCAGAGUGUCUUUGGAUAUUUAUUUAUAGGUAUUGGAGUUCAGUGAUAAAGUUGCUAUUGUAAAAAAGACGUUUUGAUUUAGGAAAACCAGGAAAAUGUGCAAUACAUACAUUGUUAAAUAUCUGUGAUCAAAGCACCGUCUGUCUGAUUGAAUGAAAUGUGCAUGAUGGGUUUCUUUCAUGCUCAUGAUUGUUUUUGUGGUCAUUUUUCCCAGAUUUGAGAACACUUGAGCUUGUGUAUCAUUUGAUACCAAUACCUGUGUCUCUCAGUGGUGAUGCUAAAAAAAAAAGUACCUUAUAUUGAAAACAAUCACAUUGUAAAUAUUAAAAUAAAUGGACCAUUACAUCGUCCUUAUACUUGUGAAUAGUACCAAUUUGACAUUAAAUCUUUGCAAUGGAAAA
Messenger RNA from Eleginops maclovinus (Patagonian blennie), 5541 nucleotides. Its product is annotated as titin. The coding region runs from base 1 to 3306 and encodes 1101 amino acids. NCBI's taxonomy places the organism in Eukaryota, Metazoa, Chordata, Actinopteri, Perciformes, Eleginopidae. The transcript is spliced from 49 exons. The record is from RefSeq and is a predicted model, not a curated record.